Molecule: messenger RNA, 738 nt
Organism: Aspergillus puulaauensis
Lineage: Eukaryota; Fungi; Ascomycota; Eurotiomycetes; Eurotiales; Aspergillaceae
Product: dienelactone hydrolase family protein
Exons: 4
Coding region: 1-738 (245 amino acids)
Molecular function (GO): hydrolase activity
Source: RefSeq, a predicted model, not a curated record
AUGGCUUCUAACGCGCCUGGAGCUUGCUGUGCCUCUGGCUUCCGCCACGAGGGCACCCCCGUCGGCGAGACCAAGAACAUCAAUGGGACCGAGACAUACAUCGUCUACCCCAAGGGCAACCAGUCCCCCGAGAAGGCCAUUGUCAUCCUCAGCGACAUAUUCGGCAUCUACGUCAACGCCCAACUUCUCGCCGACGAAUACGCCGAUAAUGGUUACCUCGCCGUGAUCCCUGACCUCUUCCGCGGCGACGCCAUCAAGCUCGCCGAUAUGGAGUCUGGAAAGGCCGACCUCCCUUCCUGGAUCCCCAACCACCAGCCUUCCGCUGUUGACCCCGUUGUUGAGGCUACCAUCAAAUACGUCCGCCAGGACCUUGGUGUAAAGCGCGUUGCUGGUGUCGGGUACUGCUUCGGUGGCAAGUCUGUCUGCCGCUUCCUGAAGCCCGGAAAGCUUGACGUUGGAUACACUGCCCACCCCUCGUUCGUCACCGAAGAAGAGCUCGGCGCUGUCUCCGGUCCCCUGUCCAUCUGCGCUUCUGAAAUCGACCAGAUCUUCACCACUGAGCAGCGCCACAAGUCCGAGGAGAUCCUCGCCAAGACCGGCCAGCACUGGCAGAUCAACCUCUACAGCGGCGUCACCCACGGCUUCGCUGUCCGUGCCGACCUCAGCAACAAGCACCAUAAGUUCGCCAAGGAGCAGGCUUUUGCCCAGGCUAUUAGCUGGUUCAACCAGUACGUGUAA